Messenger RNA from Manduca sexta (tobacco hornworm), 1551 nucleotides. RefSeq lists its product as uncharacterized. The transcript has a single exon. The record is from RefSeq and is a predicted model, not a curated record. The coding region runs from base 260 to 1045 and encodes 261 amino acids. NCBI's taxonomy places the organism in Eukaryota, Metazoa, Arthropoda, Insecta, Lepidoptera, Sphingidae.
UUCAAUAACAUAUGCACCAUUAAAUUAAUUAGUAGGAAACACCCCUCAUAAGUUCCUCUCCACUAACAAUAAUAGCACCCCUAGUCAAAACCAAUUUGUCUAAUAAUUAAAAAUUUACCAAAAAAUGCGUGUCAAAGAGGGAUCCGUGAUCAGUACAACGGUUAAGUGUCGGAGUUUAAUAAACUGUUUAAUUAAGAGAGCGUUAGUGGCGCUGGGUUAACUUGGGGCGCAGUGCGAGCCGCGCGCCCGAGCAGGCACCAUGCUGCCGCGACUGGUAGCGCUGGUCGUGCUGGCGACCGCCGGGAGCGGGACGCAAGCGCGCCCCUUCAAUAUCACACACCUCAUCGUGCCCGAUGUGGUGCCGCCAGGACAGGCAGAGGUCGACAUCGAGUGUCGGUACGACGCCAACUUCACCCUCUUAAGCUGGUUUAAGGGGCACAACGAAUUCUUCAGGUACAAGCCCGGUGCCGCUCCGAGUACCCGAUCCUUCCCGGUCCUCGGCAUCGGCAGGAUCGAGAUGGUCUCCUGUGGGCCGACGGCCUGCCGCCUCAGACUUGGUGGACUUACUGAAGAUGCGACUGGACUGUACCGAUGUGAUAUAGAGAGGGAUGUACCGCCGUACAAAUUCGAGACACGAACAGCUCGUAUGGAAAUCCGUGGACACGAGCAUAGAAGACCUUUACUGGAAGGAUUGGCGGAGGAGUACGGAGAAGGUGACUUCAUACAAGCAUACUGCCGCGGUGAACCCGACGCCGAGAUUCGCUGGUACGUCAAUGGAAAGGAAGACGAGGAAAUGAGAGGAUCAGCAGCGUAUAAGCGACAUGCAACCAGAUUUUAUUUCAUAGGCCUUCCACCUACUAUCACAAUGCAAUGCGCCGAGUUCAUCUUCGGGAAGUUGGCAGGGUCCAAAGAAUCCAAGGCCCGGUGGAGAGAAAUGGCCCAUAUCAGGAGAGAAGACCACGUCGAGCACCAUAAAAACGGCAGUAAUGUUUUCAGAUAUCAUUUAAGUUUUAUGUGUAUUUUGAGUUUAAUUUCCUAUUUCUAAUUUUAUAUUUUAUUCUCAUGUUGUUGUGAAUAUUUUGAACCAAAGUAGGUAUGUUAAGUUUUCGGAUUUCAUCGCUUUUCCGAUUUUUUUCGUAACCGAUAUAAUUUCCAGUAUUGUAAGCAACAAAAAGAUUAAUAUGUAGUGAUUAAAAGCGCUAGAAUAAGAAAAUAUGUGAUGGUGAAACAUGGCAAUCUAUUCAGAUGAAUAUGGAUAUGCAGAUGCAUAGUUUUAUAAUUAUAUAUUAUCACUUGAAAUAUUGUUCCUAAAUCCAACCAAGAAAACCUUAUAAAUACCUAUACAAUCGUUAUUAUCCUUUAAUAGCCUGUUAAUUUUAAAUAAUAUGUAAGAAUUACAAACCAGUUGUUUACAUUAUGAAACACUGUUCCAUUAGAUUUACUUAUAGUCAAUAAAUACUUAAUUUAAGAAAGUGUUGUAAAGGAUAUUGUUAUUCAUGAAGUAGCAAUUGAUUCAUAUUUGUUGUAAUAAAUACAUUAUCUACACAUUUA